This is a messenger RNA of Syngnathus acus (greater pipefish), 5049 nucleotides long. RefSeq names its product PTPRF interacting protein alpha 2 (gene ppfia2). The record is from RefSeq and is a predicted model, not a curated record. Gene Ontology annotation, cellular component: presynaptic active zone. Gene Ontology annotation, molecular function: protein binding. The transcript is spliced from 31 exons. NCBI's taxonomy places the organism in Eukaryota, Metazoa, Chordata, Actinopteri, Syngnathiformes, Syngnathidae. The coding region runs from base 386 to 4192 and encodes 1268 amino acids. Gene Ontology annotation, biological process: synapse organization.
UGUCACCUGCCUCCUGAUUGGUUGUCUCUCCUAUUGAGGAUGAAAAGCACAGCUGCAACUUUAAGACUCCUCUCCCUCCCCCCUACCUCCCUCAAUGGUCUCUCCCAGCUCUCCUCCUCCUCCUUGUCCUCGAGCUCUUCUUCUCCGUGAAGCCACCGGAAACAUGUCGUCGUGGGCAUGUCGUCCGUGACCAUGAUGAGGAUGGCGGCGGUGGCCGCGGAAGCGCGCCGGCCGCGCCUUCCUCCUGCUGCGCGGACGCACCACUGAGGCCAUCCUGGUUUUUUUUUUUUGUUUUGUUUUUUUCAUCUGGGAAAGGAGGUGCAUGCGCAGGCUGCAGACAAGCGGAGCGUCGGCAUCGUGAACGCGCACGGAGAGAAGCGUCAAGAUGAUGUGCGAGGUGAUGCCCACCAUCAGCGAGGACACGGCGCUGAGCCAGCGCGGCUCGCAGAGCAGCUCGUCGGACCCGGACUCGCACUUUGAGCAGCUGAUGGUCAACAUGUUGGACGAGCGAGACCGCCUGCUGGACACGCUGAGGGAGACGCAGGAGAGCCUGGCUCUGUCCCAGCAGCACCUGCAGGACGUCGUCUACGACCGGGACUCGCUGCAGAGGCAGCUCAGCUCCGCCCUGCCCCAGGAGUUUGCCGCUCUCACCAAGGAGCUCAACGCCUGCCGGGAGCAGCUGCUGGAGAAGGAAGAGGAGAUCUCGGAGCUGAAGGCCGAGAGGAACAACACCAGGUUGCUGUUGGAGCAUCUGGAAUGUUUGGUGUCCCGACACGAGCGCUCGCUGCGCAUGACGGUGGUCAAGAGGCAGGCGCAGUCCCCCUCGGGGGUCUCCAGCGAGGUGGAGGUCCUCAAGGCCCUCAAGUCCUUGUUCGAACACCACAAAGCUCUCGACGAGAAGGUGCGAGAGCGACUGCGGGUGUCGCUGGAGAGGGUGUCCGCCUUGGAGGAGGAGCUUACGGCAGCCAAUCAGGAGAUCGUGGCCUUACGCGAGCAGAAUGCUCACAUCCAGAGGAAGGUGGCGUCGGGCGAGGCCGCCGACGACAUCCCCGAGGGCGGCGAGACGCAGCACAAGGUCCACAGCAAGCGCCUGUCCAACGGCGCGUUGGAGUCGGCGCCGCGCGAAGCCGGCCAAGUGGUGGAGCUGCAGGACCUGCUGGAGAAGCAGAACUACGAGCUGGCCCAGAUGAAGGAGCGCAUGUCCUCGCUGUCGUCGCGCGUCUCCGAGGUGGAGCAGGAGCUGGAGACGGCCCGUAAGGACCUCAUCAAGUCCGAGGAGAUGAACAACAAGUACCAGCGGGACAUCAAAGAGGCCAUGUGCCAGAAAGAGGACAUGGAGGAGCGCAUCGUGACGCUGGAGAAGCGCUACCUGAGCGCCCAACGCGAGUCCACUUCGGUGCACGACAUCAACGACAAGCUGGAGAACGAGCUGGCCAACAAGGAGGCCUUCCUCAGGCAGAUGGAGGAGAAGAACCGGCAGCUGCAAGAGAGGCUGGAGCUGGCCGAGCAGAAGCUCCAGCAGACCAUGCGCAAGGCCGAGACGCUGCCCGAGGUGGAGGCCGAGCUGGCCCAGAGGAUCGCCGCGCUCACUAAGGUGAAGAAAUGCUCGGCUGACCAAAUGUGGAGGCCUUUUUAUUUCGGUGUUGAAAUGAGUCGUGUGUCGCAGGCGGAAGAACGUCACGGGAACAUCGAAGAGCGCAUGCGCCACUUGGAAUGCCAGCUGGAGGAGAAAAACCAGGAGCUGCUCCGGGCUCGCCAGCGAGAGAAGAUGAACGAGGAGCACAACAAGCGUCUGUCGGACACGGUGGACCGCCUCCUCACCGAGUCUAACGAGCGCCUGCAGCUGCACCUGAAGGAGCGCAUGGCCGCGUUGGAGGAGAAGAAUUUACUCAUCCAGGACUCGGAGGGCUACAGGAAGCAGUAUGAGGAGUCCAUACACGAGAAGACGCAUUUGGCUGAGGAGAUUGAGAAGCUGCGGUCAGAAUUGGACCAGUUCAGGUUGAGGGUGGGGUCCCUCACAGAGCCCACCCUGUCACGGUCUCACCUCGACACUUCGGGCGAGCUCCGUUUCUCCCUGGGCUCUCUGGCCGAGACCCAGUCGGACCACUACCGCUCGGCCAAGGUCGUACGGAGGCCCAGGCGAGGUCGAGUGGGCCUGCGGGAAACCAAGGCCAAGUCUCUGGGCGAGCAAGAGUGGCGCUCGCAGCAGCUGGGCGUGGUGGGCGGCGGCGGCCACCAUUUUGAGAGCGACACGGAGAUGUCCGACAUGGACGACGACGACCGGGAGACGCUCUUCAGCUCCAUGGACCUCCUCUCGCCCGGCGGACACUCUGACGCGCAAACCUUAGCCAUGAUGCUUCAGGAGCAGCUGGACGCCAUCAACAAGGAGAUCCGGCUGAUCCAGGAGGAGAAGGAGUCGACGGAGCUGCGUGCCGAGGAGAUCGAGAGCCGCGUGGCCAGCGUCAGCCUGGAGGGCCUGAACCUGGCUCGCAUGCACCACCAUCACCACCACGGGGCCUCCAUCACCGCCUCGGCCACCGCCUCCUCCUUGGCGUCCUCGUCGCCGCCCAGCGGCCACUCCACGCCCAAGCUGGACCCCCGCAGCCCCGCCAUGGAGCGCAUGGGGGUCAUGACGCUGCCCAGCGAUUUGCGCAAGCACCGGCGAAAGAUCGCCGCGGUGGAAGAGGACGGGCGCGAGGACAAGGCCACCAUCAAGUGCGAGACCUCGCCGCCCGCCACGCCGCGCACCGUCCGGAUGACGCACACCCUGCCGGCGUCCUCGCACAACGACGCCAGAGGGUUGUCCUCCCUGGAAGCGGAAGGCACCACGAGCAGCGUGGCCAGCAGCCAGGACUCGCUGCACAAGCAGCCCAAGAAGAAAGGCAUCAAGUCGUCCAUCGGCCGCCUCUUCGGCAAGAAGGAGAAAGGCCGCAUGGGGCACAUGGCGCACAUGGCGCAUCGCCACGUCAUGCUGGAUCCGCAAGCCACCGCCAUGGACGCCGACGUGGCGGGCCAGGAGGCGGGGCUGAGCAAGCUGGGCACGCAGGCCGAGAAGGACCGCCGCCUGAGAAAGAACGGACACGAGCUUCUGGAGGAGGCCAGGAGGAAGGGCUUGCCUUUCGCGCAGUGGGACGGACCCACCGUGGUGGCCUGGCUGGAGCUGUGGCUGGGGAUGCCGGCGUGGUACGUGGCGGCCUGCCGCGCCAACGUGAAGAGCGGCGCCAUCAUGUCGGCGCUGUCCGACACGGAGAUCCAGCGUGAGAUCGGCAUCAGCAACCCCCUGCACAGACUCAAACUCCGGCUGGCCAUCCAGGAGAUGGUCUCGCUCACCAGCCCGUCGGCGCCCCCUACCUCCAGAACCCCGUCAGGCAACGUAUGGGUGACCCACGAGGAGAUGGAGACCAUGGCGGCCCCUUCCAAAACGAAAUCCCAGUCUGAAGAGGGGAGCUGGGCACAAACGCUGGCUUACGGCGACAUGAACCACGAGUGGAUCGGCAACGAGUGGCUGCCCAGUCUCGGACUACCUCAGUACCGCAGCUACUUCAUGGAGUGCCUGGUGGAUGCGCGCAUGCUGGACCACCUCACCAAGAAGGACCUGAGGGUGCAUCUCAAAAUGGUGGACAGCUUCCACAGAACAAGUUUACAAUACGGCAUCAUGUGUCUGAAGAAGCUCAACUAUGACAGGAAGGAGCUGGAACGGCGGCGGGAGACGAGCCAGCACGAAAUGCGAGACGUGCUGGUGUGGAGCAACGAGCGGGUGGUGCGCUGGGUGCAGAGUAUCGGCCUGCGCGACUACGCCGCCAUCCUGCACGAGAGCGGCGUGCACGGAGCGCUGGUCGCCCUGGACGACAACUUUGAUUACAGCAGCCUGGCCCUGCUCCUCCAGAUCCCCAUGCAAAACACUCAGGCCCGUCAGAUUCUGGAGCGCGAGUACAAUAACCUGCUGGCGCUGGGCACCGACCGGCGGCUGGACGAGUGCGACGACAAGGACUUCCGAGGGGCGUCGUGGCGGCGGCAGUUCCCGCCGCGGGACGUGCACGGCAUCAGCAUGAUGCCCGGCUCGGCCGAGACGCUGCCGGCCGGCUUCCGUCUGACCACCACGUCGGGACACUCGCGCAGGCUCCCGCCCGACGUGGGCGCCUCGACUGUUCAGCGCCUGGACAGCUCCACGGUGAGAACCUACUCGUGCUGAGGAGACGGACCUUAACGUGCCGCUGUCCAGUUCUGAGCGGAGCCGCCGGACGGGCCCACACACGGGGUGUGGGGUCUUCCCGUGUGGGGAGGGGCCAAGGUCGGGGGGCUACGCCAUCGGGAUAACCGCGCACUGCCAAGAAGCCCCUCGUCUCUCCGCCUCAUGCCUCCAACAAAUCUCUUAUUUCUCAAAUGUGGACGCCAGCCAGCCGCCGCCUUCGGUGCUAAACUCUCUCGCAGCGGGCUGGUCGACAUUUCCCUAAAGCGUACUGUGUAUUUCAAGUUGGUUAUGUAAAUUCAUAUAAAUAGGACAUUUUUUUAAUAUAUAUAUAUAUAUAUAUGUGUAAAAAAAAAGAAAAAGAUUAUUGAGCAAAUAAGAAGUUAGUGGACCAUAGAUGAAUAAUAUAUGCUGCUCUCGGACCCUGGCAAACAUUCUAUUUUAUUUUUUUUUUAAAUUUGGGGUAGGCAAACUCCUCGGAGGAUGCCAUCACCGCCCUCUAGCGGCCGGAGGACUAACAAAGCACACGAGCAACCCGAAGUAACUCAGCGGGGAAGGCAGCCUCAGCUCAUUGUGUGCACGUGUGUGUGUGUGUGUUUUAAAAAAAAAAAAAAAAAAAACGGCCAGAAACGCUUGGUGUCACUCGACGUUUUCCGUCUCUGAACUUCUGAUGGACUCAAAUGUUUGUUUUGGAAGUCUUACAAUUUGCACGAACGCAGACGUCAUCACGGUUCCAUUUUGUGUGAAUACGUUUUGAUUUAUUUUUGACUUCUUGUACGUACGUACGUACGUACGUCGGUGGUGGAAAACCUUCAAGUGGUGAGCAAAAAAAAAAGACAUUAAAAGCAAAAACGACCGAG